CGUUAGGUGCGUUUGCAAUCUGCCCUCCUGCAUUUCAACUGCCUACAUGUGCAAAUCUACAAUCGGCGGAUGCUUCUCCGAUCUCUCCAAUCAAUCUUCGUCGCAGCAAAAAGGAAGACACGGAUGCGUCGAACUACUCAGCGAAAAGGAAAGAGAUUCGUGCCAGAGGAACUCUAACGGCAACACGAAGAGAAGGAGGAACAGACAUCCGAGAUCUUCUCUUCUGAACUGCUGCUACAACGAUAUGUGCAACCACAUCGAUGAUCAACACACAAGAAGUCUGAUGAACGAAACGGAAUCAUUCGAUUCUCUUCAUCAGAUCAGCCGCGUCGAAGAAAGUCACCUAGGUGAUAGUGGGUAUGGAAGUGCGGACGUCUGGUUCAAGGCAGCGACCAUAGCCGUUCCGAUUUGCGGAGCUGUCAUCGUCGUCGCCCUCAUCGUCCUUGCUGUGAAGAUGCUAAGAGCCGAAUCCCAUAGCAAUGCCAACCACAAACUGGGUUGCAGUUACAUAAGCAGUAACAACUAUCACGAGAAGAACUACGAGACUUCUCAGAAUCUGCUGCAGAAGCGCUACGUCGGACAGGGUUCGACGCCCAUCUUCUUCGACGAUCCCAGACGGUACCAUCGGGCGCCGAUUGUGAUCCAGAACAAAGAGAUGAACAGGACGAGAUACAACGUCUUGGGACAGCAGCAGCAACAGCAGCAGCCGGCAAUACCUGCAGGUGUCCACAGGUGCUUUGCCAGCGGCUGCAAGAACACCAAUCUGGAGCAGAGCUCGUGCCCCGAGAUCGGCUAUUACGAGAACGGCGGCCUCAUCGACAAGCGAAACCUGACCAGCGAGUUCGUCUCGAACAAGUAGACUGAUACCAUCAUCAUCAUCGCACGAACU
Messenger RNA from Nicrophorus vespilloides, 889 nucleotides. Its product is annotated as BMP and activin membrane-bound inhibitor homolog. The transcript is spliced from 4 exons. Bases 47 to 859 code for a protein of 270 amino acids. NCBI's taxonomy places the organism in Eukaryota, Metazoa, Arthropoda, Insecta, Coleoptera, Silphidae. The record is from RefSeq and is a predicted model, not a curated record.